This is a messenger RNA of Prosopis cineraria, 2780 nucleotides long. Its product is annotated as potassium transporter 5-like. Gene Ontology annotation, cellular component: membrane. The coding region runs from base 40 to 2364 and encodes 774 amino acids. The transcript is spliced from 11 exons. Lineage: Eukaryota; Viridiplantae; Streptophyta; Magnoliopsida; Fabales; Fabaceae. Gene Ontology annotation, biological process: potassium ion transmembrane transport. Gene Ontology annotation, molecular function: potassium ion transmembrane transporter activity. The record is from RefSeq and is a predicted model, not a curated record.
GUGAGCCGAGAAGCAGAUCCGAGGCGCAGAGAGAGAGAGAUGGAAACAUCAUUGAAGGAAGAAAAUAACAAUCUCAAAGAGCGAAAGGCAUCGUGGGCAAAGCUCCGUCGUGUAGACUCUCUCAAUUUGGAAGCCGGAAGAGUUUCCGACUCCCAAAGCCACCUCUCUAAGUUGACUUGGAGAGUCACUCUGAGUUUAGCAUUUCAAAGCUUAGGGAUUGUCUAUGGCGAUAUCGGUACGUCUCCACUUUACGUGUACGCCAGUACUUUCACCGACGGUAUCAAAAACAUCGACGACAUUCUCGGCGUCUUGUCUCUCAUCAUCUACACUCUCGUCCUCAUACCAAUGCUCAAGUAUGUUUUUAUCGUCUUAUGGGCCAACGACAAUGGAAACGGCGGAGCGUUUGCGCUCUAUUCGUUGAUAUGUCGGCAUGUGAAGGUGAGUCUUAUUCCGAAUCAACAACCAGAGGACAGGGAGAUAUCAAAUUACCGGCUGGAAGAACCGUCGAGCCGGUUUAAACGAGCCGAGAAGAUCAAAAACAAGAUAGAGAAUAGUAAAUCUGUGAGGAUUUUGCUUGUGCUUGUAACCAUUAUGGGAACUUCCAUGGUGAUCGGAGACGGCGUUCUUACACCAUCCAUCUCAGUUCUUUCGGCGGUAAGCGGGAUCAGUAAAUCCUUGGGUCAAGGCGCUGUUGUGGGAAUUUCGAUAGCGAUCUUAGUGGUGCUUUUCUCAGUACAACGAUUUGGGACAGAUAAAGUGGGAUUUUCAUUCGCCCCAAUUAUCAUCGUGUGGUUUUCAUUUAUAGGAGGAAUCGGUCUUUACAAUUUAUUCAAACAUGACGUUGGGGUAUUACGUGCUUUCAAUCCAAAAUAUAUUGUUGAUUAUUUCAAGAGGAAUGGUAAGCAUGGAUGGAUUUCACUUGGAGGAGUCUUCUUAUGCAUCACAGGAUCUGAAGCCAUGUUCGCUGACUUGGGUCACUUUAGCGUACGAUCAAUUCAAAUUAGCUUCACUUGCGUUACAUUUCCUGCAUUGCUAGCUGCAUAUAGCGGGCAAGCAGCAUAUCUACGAAAAUUCCCAGAGAACGUAGCCGAUACAUUCUAUGAUAGCAUACCAGAUCCAUUAUAUUGGCCAACCUUUGUGAUAGCUAUAGCUGCUGCCAUCAUAGCAAGCCAAGCAAUGAUAUCUGGAGCAUUUUCCAUUUUGUCACAGGCCCUAAAUCUAGGUUGUUUCCCUAGGGUUAAGGUUGUUCAUACUUCUGUCAAGCACAGGGGUCAGGUGUAUAUUCCUGAGAUCAACUACAUGUUCAUGCUUGCAUGCAUUGUGAUCUGUGCUGCCUUUAGGACCACAGAAAAUAUCAGUCAUGCAUACGGGAUUGCUGUGGUUUGUGACAUGAUGAUCACAACAAGCCUGGUUACACUUAUAAUGCUAAUUAUAUGGAAGGCAAGCCUGUGGUGGGUUGUUCUCUUCUUUUUGGUAUUUGGUUGCUCAGAGGCACUGUAUCUUUCAGCACAAUUAACCAAGUUCCCACAAGGAGGCUUUCUUCCACUUGUAUCUGCUAUCUUCUUGACCAUGAUGAUGGGCACAUGGCAUUAUGUGCACAAAGAAAGAUACAAUUUUGAGCUCGAACACAAGAUUUCCACAGAGCAUCUGAAUGACUUGAUCAGCAAUUCCAAUAUAAAUCGUGUGCCUGGAAUUGGACUUCUGUAUUCUGAACUGGUUCAGGGCAUUCCUCCAAUAUUCCCUCACUUUGUUGCCAACGUACCAUCAAUCCACUCCGUGGUAGUGUUUGUUUCUAUCAAGUCCAUUCCUAUUAGCAGAGUUGUACUGGAGGAGAGAUUCCUGUUUCGCCAGGUGGGACCAAGAGAGCACCGAAUGUUCCGGUGUGUUGUGAGGUAUGGUUACAACGAUCGGCUUGAAGAGCCAGAGGAGUUUGAGGCGCAACUAGUACAACACUUGGAGGCAUUUAUUCGUGAAGAAGAUCUUAUGGCGAUCCACGAAGAGACUCAAGGAGGCACAGAUGAUAAUGGUGAGGUGACGAGAGGGAAGAGCUCUAGGUCCCACAGAAUAGCACCGGAGCAAAAUAAUGGAAUAUCACGUGCCUCAUCAGAUUCUGGUCGUGCCAUCACCCACGAGCAGGUUGAUGUUGAUGAUGAGAUCAAGUUUGUAGAGAAAGCAAGAGAAAAAGGGGUGGUUUACUUGUUGGGAGAAGCUGAGGUUGUGGCUAAGCCUAAUUCAUCCUUCAUCAAUAAGAUCGUUGUCAAUUAUAUCUACAACUUCUUGAGAUACAACUUCAGACAAGGGGUCAAACACAUGGCUGUUCCACGUGGAAGGCUUCUCAAGGUCGGAAUGACAUAUGAAAUAUGACACACCUCAGUUCACAAAUCAAUCCACCUGUGUUUUCCUGAUAUGUCAAUUAUGUACCAUGUGUUUUCCUCAUCACUUUUGGAUUUUCACCAUCUAUAAUAUAUAUAUAUAUAUAUGUAUGUAUGUAUGUAAGUGUGUGAUAUUUUUAUUCAUAAGUUAGUGCACGUUUGGUAUCAGAAAAAAUGUGUUCUCUAAGGGAAAAAGAGAAAUGUAAGUAGAAAGAAAAUGAGAUGGGUACAGUUUUCAUUUUUUUUUUUUUUAUAAAGAAUCAUUUUUCACGUACCAAACAAUACAUUAUAGGAUUGAUCUACCUUAAUUAUCUAUGUAUGUAAUGGAAGAAAUAAUACUUUCGUCAUCUAUAUAUGUAACUAAAUGUGAUGCCCUAUGUUAAUUAGACAUGCUUGUGGGCUGCUUAA